UUCUCUUUUGACGCUCAUUCUCUUUUUCUCUCUCUUCGCUUUUGGCAACAUGAUUUAAAUUCUAUUCUAGGGAUUGGGAUUUUUCAUUGAUUAAAAAGUAGCCCAUUGAUAUUCCAUUGAUUGGGGAGUAACCCAAACCUACACACAUCACAUUGACAUGGCUAAACUAAUCAUCAAACCCAAUCACAGCAAACAAUUCAAGAUCAUUCUCUUUGGCUGCUUCAUUUUCUGUUCUCUACUUCUCUACUCCCAGUCCUCAUCUUCAUCAGGUAACAAUGGUCUCUCCUUCUUUUCAAAUUUAUUCCUUCAACAAAAUUCAACUACAAAGCCUGUUUCCAAUUCAUCAUGUUCUGGUAAAUACAUCUAUGUUCAUGAUCUUCCUGGCAAAUUCAAUCAAGAAAUAAUCAAGAAUUGUUCUUUGCUAAUCAAGUGGCAUGAAUCUGAAAUGUGCCAGUCUUUAUCAAACAUGGGUCUUGGUCCUAAGGCAAUGAACUCUCAGGGGAUUCUCCAAAACAAGAGCUGGUUUGUCACAAAUCCAUACAUGUUGGAAGUCAUUUUUCACAAUAGAAUGAAAAAUUACAAGUGUUUGACUAACAAUUCAUCGAUUGCGUCUGCGGUGUACGUACCAUUCUAUCCAGGCCUUGAUUUGGGUAGAUUCCUCUGGGGUUUCAACGCGUCGAUGAGAGAUUCGACAUCCAUUGAUCUCUUCAAUUGGCUUUCCAAAACACCCCAAUGGGAAAAAAUGUUGGGUAAGGACCACUUUUUGGUGCUAGGGAGGACUACUUGGGAUUUUAGGAGACUAAUUGAUAAUGACACUGAAUGGGGCAACAAGCUCCUGUAUUUGCCUGAAACAAAUAACAUUACAGUUUUAGCAAUUGAGUCUAGUCCUUGGAUUUAUAAAGAUUUUGCAAUUCCAUACCCUACUUAUUUUCAUCCCUCGAGCGAUGAAGAAGUGUUUCAAUGGCAGGACAAGGUGAGAAGGCAAGAAAGGCCUUACUUGUUCUCAUUUGUUGGCGCUCCACGACCCACAAUUCAAGAUUCUCUCCGGGCUGAGAUCAUCAAUCAGUGUUUGAAUGCGAGUGAAAAAUGCAAAUGGGUAGAUUGUGGUUCCGGUGACAAGUGUAACGGUCCAAUUCACGUGAUGGAAGUGUUUCAAAUGUCAAAUUUCUGCUUACAGCCUCGCGGGGAUACAUAUACUAGGCGAUCAACUUUUGAUUCGAUCUUGGCCGGUUGCAUUCCUGUAUUUUUCGAUACAAGAACGGCUUACGAUCAAUAUAUUUGGCAUUUGCCUAAGAAUUAUUCAAAAUAUUCGGUUUUUAUACCCAAAAAUGCCAUUUUAAAUGGGACAGAAGAUCAGAUUGAGAAGAUAUUGAGUGGUAUAUCAAGAGAUCAAGUGUUAGCCAUGAGGGGAGAGGUUAUAAGUUUGAUUCCCAAAGUGAUAUAUGCAAAUCCAUCUUCUAGGUUGGAGACGCUUGAAGAUGCUUUUGAUUUUGCAAUUAAAGGUGUUCUUGAAAGAGUAGAGGCAAUCAGAAAGGAUAUAAAAGAGAACAAGAGUACUAUCUUUUGAUUUUGCAUAUAGAGAAUAUAGUUGAAAGAUUCUUGGGAAAUACUAUUUAUUUGGGUAUUGAGACAGUUAUAUUUACCAUUUUUUUUU
Molecule: messenger RNA, 1654 nt
Organism: Camellia sinensis
Lineage: Eukaryota; Viridiplantae; Streptophyta; Magnoliopsida; Ericales; Theaceae
Product: putative xyloglucan galactosyltransferase GT11
Molecular function (GO): glycosyltransferase activity
Source: RefSeq, a predicted model, not a curated record